Messenger RNA from Rhodotorula toruloides NP11, 705 nucleotides. RefSeq lists its product as uncharacterized. NCBI's taxonomy places the organism in Eukaryota, Fungi, Basidiomycota, Microbotryomycetes, Sporidiobolales, Sporidiobolaceae. Bases 1 to 705 code for a protein of 234 amino acids. The record is from RefSeq and is a predicted model, not a curated record. The transcript is spliced from 4 exons.
AUGGGAUUGUCACAGCCAAAGGUCGCGCGGCUGUUUGCGCAGAGCGAGUCGCCCGAGCAGACGGAGGAGAUCAUCCUGGCCUACUGCUUCAGCAAGUGGACGAACGGCGGCAACCAGUUCCAAGUCCUCCGCAAGCUCCACCUCUUGACGCUGUACCUUCGCGCCGUAGAACUCGGUCCGAAAGUGCGCGAGCACUAUGCAGCAUUCGCGAUCUGCGCGACGCUCACCAAGACCAACAACGCGGCCGUCAUCAUCCCGCCUGAAACCGACCUCGGACGUCAGGCAUGGAACGACGCGCGCCGUCCGCCCAGAUCGGUUCUCAAGCGUAUCUUGACGAACAGGAGCAGUGUCGGUCUCGUCACGUUCUCGCCGGGCAUGAGCAGCGGCGAGGUCAGUGAUGCAGACGUCGAGGGCGUCGAGGGGAGAGAUUCGGGAGACAGCGGACCGCGUGGACUCGGAGGCUUGUUGAACGGGAGGAGAAGCAGGAGCCAGACGCUCGUCACGGCUGUCGUCGUUCAGCCCGGCGCAAGGACGGAGCAGCAGCGUUUGCAGGCGGGAGCGGGCGACGGGCUCGGACGGGGUCUCCUUAGUGCCCCGCCGAAUUACGACGGCGGCCUCGCGCAUUAUCUCGAUGCCAAUCCCGACUUCCGCCACGAGGCGCGCUCCUACGACCCCGAAGUCGACUUCCUCCCCGACUACUCCUGA